GUGUGUUUUCAGGAAAGUGAAACUGAAGGAAAUGAAACUGAAGGUUUCAAAACAACAGCCUGGCGGAGUGAUACUAAAGUCACACCGAGGAGCCAUGGCGUCCGCUGCGUACUCCGAGGAUCUGACCUGUCCCGUCUGUCGCACCUUCUUCACGGACCCGGUGACUCUUCUCUGCGGUCACUCUCUCUGCAGGGAAUGCAUCGCGAGCCCGCAGUGUCCGCAGUGUCCACAGACGGCCGUUCCGACGGAGGAAGGGUGUCUCCCGACCAACAUCAUACUGCAGAGGCUGGCGGAGAAGAUAAAGACAGAGAAUGGGAGAGAGAGUGCGCCUGCUGAGCUGUGCCCUGAGCAUGAUGAAAAGCUCAAACUGUUCUGCGUCACAGAUCAGCAGCUGGCUUGUAUCAUAUGCCGAGACGGGGAGAGGCACAAUGGGCACAAGUUCAAACCCAUCAAGGAAGCAGCCGCGUCCCUGAGACAGCAGCUGGAGGAGGGCGUGGAGGGCCUGCGCGGCGACAUCGUCGCUACGGAGAGCCUCGCCCACGCACAGAGGGCAGAAAUGGCGAAAACCAAAGAGAAGGCUCGGCAGCUGGAGACACAAAUCCGCAGACAGUUUGAGGAGAUGCACCAGUUUCUGAGGAAGAGAGAAGAUGAGGUGAAGAACGAGCUGCGACACAAAGAGGAAGACGCCGUUGGGAGAAUGAGGGACAGCUUAGGCGCUAUGGAGACGGCUUUGUCCGAGAGCAGGGAUGUUGAAGCAGAGCUGACAUCGGUUCUGCAGAUUGAGGACUCGGAGGGGCUCUUGAGGAGCUGGUCUCAGGGUAACAGCAGGAAGGCCCCAGAGUGCUUAUUCAGGCAGAAGGCCAACAACCUCCAAGUGGUGGACACCUCGCUCUCUAUGGGGCCUUAUGAAAGCCACCUUCAGUUCUUUGUGUGGAAAGAGAUGCUCCAGGUGAUCCAGCCCCGAGCAGAGCUGCUCUCACUCAAGAGCCACAGCGCGGAUAUAGCAGUGUCUGAUGAUGGGCGGAGUUUGUUUUGCAUUCCCAGGAGCGAACAAGCUACAUCAGGCUUUAAAUUUGGUCCCCCCAAAGGAUCAGGCCAAAACACAGGCCUUAACUUUGGUACCCCCACAGGAUCAGGCCAAAACACAGGCCUUAACUUUGGUACCUCCGCAGGAUCAAGCUUUGGCUUUGGUACCUCCACAAGAUCAGGCCAAAACACAGCCUUUGGCUUUGGUACCCCCAAAGGAUCAUGCCAAAACACAGGCCUUAACUUUGGUACCCCCAAAGGAUCAUGCCAAAACACAGGCCUUAACUUUGGUACCCCCGCAGGAUCAGGCCAAACUGCAGCCUCCUCAUUGAUACACCAUGUAUUCAGUGUCAAUACGUUCACUUCAGGGCAACAUUACUGGGAGACCGAGGUUGGACACAGGGACUAUUGGGAACUAGGGAUAAAAGAUAAUUUCCUGAAAUACGACGGCCAGAAAUAUUCCACCUGUAGUCCCAAAAAAACCACAGAGCUAGCACCUGGAGCCAGACCUCGAAAGAUCGGCAUUUACCUGAACUGCGUUUCCAAGAAGCUCUCCUUCUACAAUGCAGACAACAUGACACAUAUUCACACUAUGUGCUCUGGUCCCAUGACCACGCCAGUGUCAGCGUAUUUUACCAUCAGAGUCAGAACACCUGAUCCUAACCCUCUGACAGUGUGCUGGUACUGAGGUCAAGAUGGAAGUUGUCUUAGUCUUAGUUGUCUUAUUAUUGUUAUUGCACUCUCUAUGACCAUUUUUUUUAUCAGAGAUUGUAUAUAUACAUGAUUUUUUAUAUUGAAUUCCUUAAUACAUUUAUAUCCAUAUGUAUUCGUUGUGUUCUUCAUAAUUCCCCAUGUACAUGUACAUAUUGCCAGUUGGUAGCUCCUGAUAUUGUUUGGAGUGAGGCUUGGAUGUGUCUACGAUGCCGUGGUUGUGGCCACGCUCAAGGGUGGGACAUUCAGCGAGUCUGUUUGGUUCCUCCACACCUGGCAGGGAGACAAUUUGGCCUUGACGUAUCGUACCGUCUCUGAAACAAUCAAAUGUGUUGAAAACAGUGUUGUGAGCCCUCUGAAAGGCAGAAGUUCCUGACAGAAUGUGAUCAUGACAUUGUCUUUUUUAAAUAGGAAAUAAUUGUAUUGAAUUUCACAUGGCUUAGUAUAUGUAUAUGUUGCCAUUUGCUGUCUGUCUAUCACAUGUGAGUCUAAAGGUAAGAAUAAAUAAACAUUAUAGCCAGCAAAGUUCAAUAACUAUUUACAUUACAGAAGCAGAAUAAAAUGUAUAAAAAAAUGACUAUUUAACUAUUUAAUGUGACUGGCUCUACAAUUUUCCUUCACAGUGAUGCUGAAACACAUUAUUAGUCUUAUAUACUGUUGGAAAGAGGAGAUGCGUUGCUCUCUAAUAAUAUCAGUAUUACUUUUUGUACUCCAAUUAUUAAGCAACAUACGUCAGCGAGUCA
This is a messenger RNA of Anoplopoma fimbria (sablefish), 2480 nucleotides long. RefSeq names its product nuclear factor 7, brain-like. NCBI's taxonomy places the organism in Eukaryota, Metazoa, Chordata, Actinopteri, Perciformes, Anoplopomatidae. The coding region runs from base 32 to 1714 and encodes 560 amino acids. Gene Ontology annotation, molecular function: zinc ion binding. The transcript is spliced from 2 exons. The record is from RefSeq and is a predicted model, not a curated record.